GGUACUGGAGCGAACGGCGUCGCCGUAUCCCAAACUCACUCCCAGUCUGGCUCGGCGAUGCCCACUCCCGAUCUCACCACAGGCGGCAAUAGCCCACGGACUAGCUCCUCGCAGGAAACUAACGACACUACCCUCGAACAGAAUGAGGGUUACAUCGUGGAACAAUUCAGCAAGACUAGUCUCCACGACACUGCCGAACACGAUACGGCCCAGGAGCCAGCCAUCUGACGCAUUAAAAAGCCUUCAUCUUUAUUGAUACCCCCGGGCGACUGAUUGAACAUUUGUGAUGGGGGGGAUUUACCGCCACCCCUCCAGCGACAUACAUAUGGAUAUGAUACGAGCAAAUACUGGAGCCAACGCUCCUGGUCCUGUUCCACUGUACUCUAAUCGAUUACUGGGCUCAUCACCCCUUGUUUUUUAACCUUGGGUCCAUUCAACGACGCACCUUCGAUGACUUCUUGGAUAUACAUUAGCUACACUUGAGCGGGCCAUAUGGUGUGGACAACAGAAGGAAAAGAAUUCUUAUCACGGAAAUAUUGCUUGGCCAGGGUAUAAGGCGUAGUAGCAAGAUAUAGUCUUGACGGUAUUGGAUAAAAUUCACGGCCUUAAUGUCUUCUGGGUUCUCAGAAGAAGAAAAAAAAUUCUCAGGAGUUUGACAUUGUUAAAAUGGAGUUCUUAUUUCCUUCUAUUUGAUUUCGGUGGACGUCAUUGGCGGAUUGGAUUGUAUACGUGGUCUUGAUCUUCACGUCCUAUGGGCAUCUAGGAGGAGCCUGAAGACUUACUUUGGUUUUUCUCUCUCUUUCGAUCGUACUCCCUGUUCUUUCCAGUAUGCUGAACUAUAUUGAAACUUCUGAGGAGUCAAUGUGUUUGUCUGACUUGGUAUAAUAUACCCGGUCUCUCUCGCCUCCAGGGCUCUGCUCCUAGGGUUUGCCGUGGUUGGUACUACUGCCUACUGCAGUACUGGAUUGUGUUGAUACUUUCAGACUGUGUUUUGGAUAGAAUGGAAUGGCAUGAUAGGUACAAGGACUUUCGUAUGUCGGAAAAGGCUUUCGGGAUUUUUCCUUUUUCCUUCUCUCUUAUAGUCAUGCGUUAGUGCUUGUUCAAUUUGGCAUGAACAAAUCCAAGACAGACAUAUUCUCCGAC
Messenger RNA from Cryphonectria parasitica EP155, 1143 nucleotides. RefSeq lists its product as uncharacterized. The transcript has a single exon. Lineage: Eukaryota; Fungi; Ascomycota; Sordariomycetes; Diaporthales; Cryphonectriaceae. The record is from RefSeq and is a predicted model, not a curated record. The coding region runs from base 58 to 228 and encodes 56 amino acids.